Messenger RNA from Asparagus officinalis (garden asparagus), 1910 nucleotides. Its product is annotated as protein starmaker. The record is from RefSeq and is a predicted model, not a curated record. NCBI's taxonomy places the organism in Eukaryota, Viridiplantae, Streptophyta, Magnoliopsida, Asparagales, Asparagaceae. Bases 604 to 1908 code for a protein of 434 amino acids. The transcript has 6 exons.
UUUGAAUCUUAUAAACCUUCAUUUUCAAGUGAUAAUCAACACUUGCACUCAAUUGUUGUUUUGUUUUCAUUGCAUUUUGCAUCUAUGUUUUCCCAUUAUGAGCAAUUAUGUCCCAAAUGUUAUGCAAACAUGUAAUUAGAUUUGACCAGUGCACAAUAGUUAAUGCAUAAGACAACAUGCUGAAGUUUUAAGUGCACUAUAACAAGUGUAAUAAACUUGAAUUUCCUGAAACUGGAUUGUGUUCGAUUUUUCCAUGCUCAGACUUCUGGUCUUAAUCUGUGGUUUACCUAUUAUUGACACUAUUGCAUUAUUGGUUGCAAUUUCACUGCUACUGACAUUGGGAAAUUCUUUCAAACUGUCGUGGAAGACCGUUAAACAGCAUGACAAGGUAGUCCGAAACGUCAGAGCCAUAGUCCAGUUUACCCUGGUGAUCGUCGGAGGAAGGAUGGUGAUAGAGAGUUUGAGAAGGAUUCCAAAUUCAACCAGUCCAGCAGAGGCAGUGACUAUCACAGACAUUCUGACAAACAUGCACACAGGCCCUCUCAUGACUGUGCCAAAAAUGGGGAUUAUAGGAGGCAGCACAGACAUGGUGAUGAGGAAGAUAUGGGUUAUCACAGGUCAUCGCGCUCAGUGCAAGAAUCAAGGCGUGGCAACAAUUCUGACUACAUGAGGCAUGGCAGAAACGCUGAUAGGUCUAGAGAAAUUUGGCGAAGUGGAGAUAAAUACUCUACAGAUAAAUCCGGGAGCACAGGACAAAGAUUUAAAGACAAGGAUUACAGGCACAAUGAUAAAGAUUCUGAUAAGGGUAGAGAAGGUCGAGAUGAAAGAAAAGAUCGUCGCUGGAGUCCUGAAGAUUACAAAAAAGAUCACCGAUCCUCUCGUGAGGAGUCCAGAGCACAUGGGAAAGCUUUUAGUUCAGGAAGAGAGGGUGAUUCGACAAGAUUGAAAGACACUCUUAUUAGUGGCAACAAGGAAAUUGAUGUGCCAAAGGACAAGAGAAAAUACGAAGAUAGGGCAAGUGACAUGCGCUCAGAGAAAAACAGUAGAGAAGCAGAGGCAGAAGUGAAAAAUAAAGCAUCUCAGCAAAAUGCUUCACUGAAGAAACUAAAGCAUUGUGAUUCAGAAGGUGAUGAAGAUCCAUCCGCAAGUUCAAAGCAGGUUAAAGGAACAGCAGAGAAAUUUACUUUUGGACCGAGCAAUGCUUCUAUGAAUCAGUCUGAGACUGCUCAGGAUCUGAAUGCAGCAAAAGUUGCUGCAAUUAAAGCUGCUGAAGUAGUGAACCGUAACCUUGUUGGUGGCAGUAGCUACUUGUCUACAGACCAGAAGAAGAAGCUGCUCUGGGGUAAUAAAAAGAAUACUACUGCAGAAGAGAAACAGUUGGGAAAUCACUGGGAUUUGCAGCUAUUUGCAGACCGAGAACGCCAAGAGAAAUUCAAUAAACUCAUGAGUCUGAGGUUGCCUUGGUGCCUAUGGCCAAUUGUAGGGUGUAAAGGGCGAUGCCAUCCCAGAGCGAAAACCCAACGAGAUGGACGCCGAGAAGAAGCAGAAGCUCGAGAUGGACUUGGAGAAGCAGUACACUGCAGGACUCCGGCGAAGAGAUGGCCGAACUGUAGGCCUUGGGUUGUAAAUGUAACUAUCCUAACUAAUUUUCACUCUCCUUUCGAAUGUUUUGUUAUAAAUGUAGAAUUGCAAAUGCACCCCCUUUGUUCGCGGGAGAAGUUUCGGUUUGUUCUAUAUACUAAUGGAGAAUAUGUUGAUAUCUGUCCUUAUUGGUUCCAUCCUGGCGGCGCAAAGGAUCUGCUUGCCUUCCUCUUGCUUAUUUUAGGGUUAAUUGCACGUAGACCCCGUUGUGGUCUCAUUGUUUUGAACUGUAGUUUCAUUGUUGCAGUCAUAACUUCCCUCGGUUAAAA